AUGCAUAAACUGGGGAAGACGCGUUCUAAGACAGGUUGUCGAACUUGUCGAGUUCGCAAGGUAAAAUGCGAUGAGGAGAAACACCCCGUGCCAGGCGGAGAGCCUCAAUGUACGCGAUGUAAAGCUGCGCGCAUCCAUUGUGAAUGGAAGGGCGCACCUAUUCCGCGAAAGUCAGCAACAAACUCCUCAUCUAAGAAAGGCCGAGAAGAAUCUCAGCCCGCAGAAACACCUGGAGAGUCAAGCAAGGCAGUUGCCAAACCGCCUCACACUAACAACCAACAACUGGUCGCCCCCACCCAGCAACCGACCUUACUUCCAUUGCAGCGAUUCAAUGGGAGUAAUAGCGACCAAAGCGUAACUGCAGCCAAUUCCUUGACUCUAUCGGGAUUUGACCGAGAAUGUCUCAACUAUCUUCAAAAUUCGACACUGGUGGUCCUUCUUGGAAAGCACUGGCCAUGGUCGGCGGUUUCUUAUACCUACCACAAAAUUGCUGUAAAAGAACCGAUGGUGAUGAGCAUGAUACUUGCUAGCACCGCCAAAGAGAUACAUCGAUCCCGUCUCUAUGACCAAGAUGUUCUGCCCAGUUCUUCACCAAAUAAUGAGUCUAGAGUGCAGGAUGGAUCAAUGCAUUACGGUCGAGCGCUAUCGAGUCUGCGCCACGCUCUCAAACAAGACGUGAAAUCACCACAGAAGAUAGAGGCUAUCUUUAUCACUCUUUGGCUCAUGAUUGACUACGAAAAUCGAUUCGGUAGUGGGGCAACUGCAAUCAACAUUCACAUACGCGGCAUUGAAACAAUCCUUUAUAAUCAUAUUGUGCCUCUCAUACAAGAUCAAGGGUCAGACAAGGCCCUCCCAUCCCAAGCAAUAUCAUCGCCAACACCUACAGUUGAUGGAACAUCUCCCUCACAAUCAAGUCAAGAAGCGCAAGUUAUCAAUCCUCCAUUGACACCAGAAACGACCUCGCCAAUGCUUUACCACCAUCCUAAUUCAUUAGAGACAUUGCGAUGUACAUCCGUGCCGCUUUUCCUGCUUUGGACCUUAUACUUUUUUACACCUGCAGCUCUGUUCUUUGGUCCUGGAACGGCGCGGCUGGACACUAGCAUCUUUCAAUUCUUCCUGGGUGCUGAAACCCCGGGCGCUGGACCCUUGUCAUUGCCAGAACUGUACCGAAUCAGCAGGCAAUCCCCUGCUCGCUUCUGGGGUGACGUGUACCCAGUGUCUGCCCGAUUAGAUGACAUGGAAAAUCUUCCCGGCCUCACACUGUACCACCGAAGCCAUGUGAUACAAUUCAAAAUAACCGAAAUGUUCAAACAGGGGCCUCAAGUGGAGAGUACGACGGGGAUGGUGUCACCAUACCAAUGUCUCAUCGACGAGAUAAACACACUUUCUAUUGAACACGAUUCGCUACUCACCUCUGCUAAAUCAACACCAUCCUGCGAAUCAGUCGGUGGUGACCGCCGCGUCAUGGAGACAAUUUACUGGGCAUCUAUCACUUUUUACAGCACAAUGGUCUAUUUCCAUCUCUGCUUUCAGGAUAUACUGAACAAUAGCCCGGAGACUUACGUCCGUGGCGAACUUAUGUCUCUCAAAACUGCAGUAUCUCAUGUCCUGGAGCUGAGUCUCAAGCUGCAUCGCAGCCGGCCACGCCUUAUGGUGAGAAUCACUUGGCCGUUGUUUAUUGCUGGCAUUGCAACGUCCGAUCAGAUCUAUCAAGAUUGGGUCUCGAUUCGGCUGCGAGAAUUGGGUCGAUAUGGACAGAAUUAUGGGCGGAUCAGCCAGCGAUAUGAUGAGAUUAUUCAGGGUUGUCAUCCCUAUGCAUAUGACCGACAAGGACACUUUCUGAGUUGUUAG
Messenger RNA from Penicillium malachiteum, 1851 nucleotides. RefSeq lists its product as uncharacterized. The transcript is spliced from 3 exons. Bases 1 to 1851 code for a protein of 616 amino acids. Gene Ontology annotation, biological process: regulation of transcription by RNA polymerase II. NCBI's taxonomy places the organism in Eukaryota, Fungi, Ascomycota, Eurotiomycetes, Eurotiales, Aspergillaceae. Gene Ontology annotation, molecular function: DNA-binding transcription factor activity, RNA polymerase II-specific; zinc ion binding. The record is from RefSeq and is a predicted model, not a curated record.